AUGGAGACAGAUAAUGAAAGUAUUGACAUUUCGAGCAUCAAGUUUGCUGUUCUUCAGCAACCCCUGGAGUCAGUACAUGAGCAGCCGAGUUCAGAAGACAGCCUGGUCGGCGGACAGCAGCACAGCACAACCAAGUCCGCAUUUGCCCAACCGUCCCAAGUCCAACCCGCUCUACCCGCUGCUGGGCCCUUCUUCGACGCCGUCCCUGAACUUGCCAGCACCGUCCCUGAUUCACAACUGCCACUCGCAUCCGAUGUCGGUGUCGACACCCAGCUUCAACUCCUCCCGCUCCCUCCUCCGUUUGCUGUGUCAAGCAAACCCAUUUCUGCGGCGCAGAAAAUUAUGAGCCAAGCCAGUGACAUCGCAACACAGGAGCUGUCCCCUUCACAUUUUGAGUCAAUUCUUAAUAGGAGUCGAAGCGCAGUUGAUCAGCAGCCAGAAGAGGAUGGCCACGAGGAUGAGACGCAGCCAACCCUGCACGAAGGAGACGAAGGACAUAUUGACCUCAUAUCCAGCUUCGUAUCUCCACGGGAAGAAGUGAAAGGUGCGGACUCCGACCAGGUCGAUUUCUCGCCUACUCAGACACAGCAUGGCCUUCCCCAGUUCCCCGAAUCUCAGUGCUUCAAAACCCCUGCAGCAGCUGGUAAAAAGAGGAAAUACAACGGAGAUGUCAUGGACAGCCCAAUACUUCCUCGGAAUCCAUUACGGGGAGGCAAUGUAGAGAGCACUGCGCAUGUAAUGGGUCUGAGCCAGGCCUUUGCCGCAACACAGGCAAAUACCUCACCCUUCAUCCAAAAUAUCAAUAGCGAAUUGCGGUCUGACCGCCCGUCGCCAAAUAUUGAUCUCCAGCCACGUCCUUUUACCGUCGCGAGCCCCUCCCCACUGCGACCGCUAUCUGUGUUCAAAAGAGCUUCAACAGAGCCAGCAUCUCGGUAUAUUUCGGUAAAACAGUCACAAAUGGAACGAGAAAGGCAAGCCCAGUUGAAGCAACAAGGGAUGACUGACAACGACGAUGAUGACGACGACGGAUUUGGCGACGAGCCAGGCUCAAUUGCGACAAGUCGGAGAAAAGAAGUCGAAAAAAGGAGGCGAGCGGCCUUUGACCGGCUUUCGUCCCCUUCGAAGCAUCCACGGCGAGGUGUUUCACUGUCAAAAUCAUCUCCAAUUAGAGGACCGAGCCGUGACUCACCGAGAAGAGCCCCAUCCGUGAGCCCUAACAAAUUGCUGGACCACUCGAGUCCAGCACAUGACAAUCAUCCAAGCCCAGGGCGCGAAAGUGAGGAGGAAACCGAACAAGAAGACAACGCCGAUAUUGCUGUCACACGGUCCAGUCAGGGUCUACUGCUUUUAGACGAAGAAGAUAAGGAAAAUUUCUCUGACGGAGGAAGUCAAGUCCCUGAAACUACGGCCAGACUUCAACGGAUUAUGAACGAUCUUCCUCCUCAAGUUCAAGACAGUCCGUUGCUUAGUACUCGACGUGGAUCGAAUCAUAUAAACCAAUUGACAACAUUGUACAGCUCGGAACCCUUUGCUGUGGCAGAUUCUCAGCCUUCACAGAUGUUAAAACAGCGCCAGGCUGUUACACAGACUCCGAAAUCGACCUCUGCAGAAGGGAGUGAUUUUGUUCCACAAUCUCCCACAGCAUCUCCUCAGCGUACGAUUACGGCUCAUCGGGAUUCUUCAGAAGGCCCACUAGAAAACAGAACAUCUGAAGAGGGCGAAAGUGAUCGAGUGCCUGAAGAGGCAACAGUCACUUCAGCUCUGCAUAGUACUAUUCCUGAGACAAGCUCAAAUGAAGAAGGCCAAAAUGGCAAUAGCUUAGGAAACUCUAAAACCAAGCAACAGACGCUUGACAGUCGUGGUGAAUUCGAGAUUGCUCAAACUCGCCUUCCGACUGGAGCAAAUUCCGAUCGACCAAGUGUUGUUGGCUUGAGUAGUCCUCCUGUCAUUACCACACCUCCAGGGCGAAGACGAAAGCGAAUGGCCGAAAUUGCAGCCGAGCCCUCGCCUUUCAAAUCACAACCCAGCUUUAAUGCUAGUGAAGCUCUUCAAUUCGACCCCGAUUUUCAGAGUCCCUUCAAAGAUGGGUCGCCUUUUGCCAUAGAGGCCUACGACGAAGCGAAUCAAGCAGGGUCGCAAUAUUGCCUAGCUGAAACUCAUCAAGAAACAAUCGCAGGUCAGAUGUCGGGCACAAAUGGGCCCUCAGAACAUCAAGAAGCUCAGAACACCAUCAGUCGCGUCGCCCAAGUCCUAGGAAAUAAUCGUAUUGAGUCUAUCCUCUCGUCGUAUCCGCGGCGAGAGAGGAAACCCACAUCCAAACUUCCCGCCGCUUCCAAAUAUCAGACUCAACCUGUUUACUCUGCAUCUCGAAUUUCCACAUGGGAUCUUGACGUGUCUCCGCCCCCAAAAUCUGUGCCAGUAAUCAAACCUGCGCUGAAACGAAAAGCGAACGAUUUUGAACAGCCGCAGAACGGGAACACUAUUGCUGUCACGAAACGCCCCAAGCCCACGAAGGGAAAACUUUCAUCGAAGACGUCAUUGCUUGCCGAUCCUGGCGGGGAUGAACAACGUGAUAGCCCCGAUCCCAUCACUCUGAGCGAACUUGCGAAAUCAGAGUCAGGGAAAGAAGAAGCUCGUGUUUCUACCAGGACCGUCACGGCUCCGAACAUGGUAUUUGCCUGUUUUAAUGGCAAGACUCGCGCAUAUUAUCCCGCCCGGUGUCUGGGUCCUUCGACCAAGAAUGAAGGCCGGUUCUCAAUCCAGUGGGAGGGAUAUGAACCUGACGAAAUCGACGAGCAUGGUAUACGAAGCUUAGACUUACGUAUCGGAGAUCAGGUGAAAGUAAACAUGGAAGGCGUCCCCAAGGUAUCUUACAUCAUUCGAGGCUUCAAAGAUAAGAUCGUGCAGGGCAAUGCCGAUUCUGACAGGCAUACCAUCACUGACGUUCAGGGCUUCAAGACUUUGCUUGUCGCACCGAAGCAGCGUAAAAGUCUACCAGCGGAUAUGUCAACCAACUGUGUGAAAAAGGUACCAGUCUCGUCAAUUUAUUUGGACAACAACAUGUGGGGACAGAUGAAGAAUCGGGUCUAUGAAUACAAGCCAUCCAUUCAUGAAGCAUUAUUAUCCGGUAUUUCGACACCUCUUGACCCAGCCUCUGCUCCGAGUACGCCACCUUCGCGAAGUCGUCGAGGUGCAACAAUAACUGCACCGUUGGCUUCAGGCCCGACCACUAUCCCGAAUGUCUCACCCGAGGGCAUAUUCGCGAACAUGGCUUUUGCAAUAUCUUAUGAAGACAGCUGGCGCAAAAAUAAACUUGCUAGCCUCAUCCAAAGCAACGGCGGUCUUGUCUUGAAAGAAUCGUUCCUGGAUCUCUUUGAAACAGAUUCAACAGAGUUGAGAUCACAAUUCUCGGAUCUCUAUUUUACCGCCCUCCUCACCGAACGUCAUUCACGAAAAGAGAAAUACAUGCAAGCUCUUGCCCUUGGGAUCCCGUGUCUCAGUGGAAAGUGGGCGGAAGCCUGUAUUAACGCGAACGGGAUCGUAGACUGGAAGACUUACCUGCUUCCCGCAGGUGAGAGUGCCGAACUUGAUGGUGCUACACGAUCGAGAAUUCUACCUGUCUCUCAAUAUUCCACGCUCGUGAAAGUCGAGGAAAUGAUUUCUUCAAGACUGCAGAUGCUGCAAGGGUCACGCGUGGCUGUUGUGUCAGGACGAGGCAGGGCCGAUGCACGCCGACCCGUGUUUAUGUUCCUCAUUCGCGCCUUGGGCGCCCAAACGGUUGUGGUGGAACCCGACCUUGGUUCUGCAAAGGCGGCAUUGGACAAAUCAAGAGUGAAUGGUGAUGAUGAAGGUGAUUGCGAAGGCGACACGGUUGAUUACGUUCUCGUAGAUGAUCGGGACAUCCAAGCAGCGAGGGCCAUGUUUUCACCUCCUCCAAGCGAGAAGAGCGGGAAAAAGUCCAGGAUAGAGAUGGAGCAGCAUCCACCACUACCCCAAACACAAGCAGAGCAAAGAAAUGUCAAGGUUUUGUGCAAUGAGGAUAUUGUGCAGAGUCUGAUACUGGGGCGAUUGUGGGUGCGCUGA
Molecule: messenger RNA, 4083 nt
Organism: Rhinocladiella mackenziei CBS 650.93
Lineage: Eukaryota; Fungi; Ascomycota; Eurotiomycetes; Chaetothyriales; Herpotrichiellaceae
Exons: 2
Coding region: 1-4083 (1360 amino acids)
Biological process (GO): positive regulation of transcription by RNA polymerase II; DNA damage checkpoint signaling
Cellular component (GO): nucleus
Molecular function (GO): histone binding
Source: RefSeq, a predicted model, not a curated record